AUGGCGGAUCGUGAUCGCCGCCUGAACGAGAACAUGACGCUAGAGUUAAAACUGUCAGCAGAGUCGGAGCAGGUCAGAGCCGAGGAUGCACAAGUGGCCCGCGAGGAAGAAACGGUCGAUAGCCAGUUCUCCCGACUCUCCUUCGAAGUAGAGAGGCUGAAACAGGUUGUAGCCGAAGCACAGGCUGCCCUGGCCGUUCAAGAGAAGGCUCGUGAUCACGUGGCAAAAGAGUUGGAGAGCGUUAAGUCUCGCCGGCGAUUGACCACUGGCUCUGUUGCAGAGAAGGAUCGAGCUCUCAAGGAUAGUCCCUACUACUUCGAGAGAAAUCUGCUAGAAAGAGAUCUCCGCGAACAAAACUUCUCUUCCUUAUGGCUUCCUCUUCCGAUUGCCCUCUCGGUUAGCGUGGGCGACGAGCGAUACUACGAUGCGCUUCCUCACGUGAAAGCGGGCUUGGAGGCGGUUCGCCGCGCUGGUGAUGCCUCGCUCACAUGGCGAUGUGAGCGGGAGCUCGAGCGUGUGGAGGGGUGGAUGUACCGCCUCGAGGAACUGGCCUACGAGGACUCCUCCGACAUGCCCCCGCCCCCCUCUCUGCGCUUUCUGCUCGAGCGCGAAGAGCGAGCGAAGCAGAUCCAGGCAAAGGAGGCCGAGCUUAAACGCCUGCUGAAGCAGCAACGAACGGUGCUGGACCGGAUGGACGCCUAUCUGGACAGGGCCUUCUUUGAGGAUGCUGGCUCCCUUCGCGGCGAGGCGAAGUUGCGGGAGCGUGAGCUCGAGGCGAAGAGGCUCAGCGGGGUUGCCGCGACGGUGGACCAAGAGCUCCAACUCCUUCGCCAAGAGGAAGAGGCCAGCAAGGCGGAUUCGGCCAAGCGGCAACAGAGGGGGAGGGAGGAGGCGAGGAUCCAACGUGCGGUGGAGCGUGCGAAGCUCAAGGCUAAGAUCGGCUCCUUUAGCUUGUUGAAAUUCUUGUAA
Molecule: messenger RNA, 969 nt
Organism: Asparagus officinalis (garden asparagus)
Lineage: Eukaryota; Viridiplantae; Streptophyta; Magnoliopsida; Asparagales; Asparagaceae
Exons: 2
Coding region: 1-969 (322 amino acids)
Source: RefSeq, a predicted model, not a curated record